Molecule: messenger RNA, 811 nt
Organism: Danio aesculapii
Lineage: Eukaryota; Metazoa; Chordata; Actinopteri; Cypriniformes; Danionidae
Gene: mrpl49
Product: mitochondrial ribosomal protein L49
Exons: 4
Coding region: 27-557 (176 amino acids)
Biological process (GO): translation
Cellular component (GO): mitochondrial large ribosomal subunit; ribosome
Molecular function (GO): structural constituent of ribosome
Source: RefSeq, a predicted model, not a curated record
UCUCUUUCUCUCCUAGCAAAGAAAAGAUGUCCGCCUCUGUCAGAAGCAUGCCUUUGACAUUCUGCCGGGCUGCAAGAUUCGCUUUCAGAGCAUUUAAUCCAGCUACACGUCCACUGAGCACAGGAUUUUGCUUAAGAACAGAAAUCAGGCCUGCUGAUGGAUCGAGGGACAUCAUUGAGUCCACAGAAGAGUUCAAGUUUGUGGAGAGAUUAAUUCCCCCUUCACGCAUCCCAGCUCCUCCUAAACACGAUGGACCUGCUCCUUCAGGAUGGACCCCACCGUCAGACACACCACCGUCACUACCUUACAUGAUCCGUCGCUCCAGGAUGCACAAUGUACCCGUGUACUCAGACAUCAAGCAUGGGAAUCAGCACAGCACUCUGAUCAGGAAGAUUGAAGGAGACAUAUGGGCCCUGAACAAAGAAGUUAAAGAAUUCCUGCUGGGGCUGACAGGCAAAGAUCCUCCAACACAAGUCAAUGAAAUAACUGGGAGCAUCAGAGUUAAAGGGCAGUUUGAUAAAGAGCUGAAGGACUGGCUGCUGAACAAGGGAUUUUAAAUGCACAUGCUGGAGUCACAGGACUGAACUGCAAUAUUGAAAAAGUGAAGAGGAAAUCUAUAAUAAUGCUUACUAUAAUAAUGCUUACUCCAGCAAACAACAUCGGUCUCUGACAAACUGUACACUGUCACUUCCAUUUUUUCAAGACUGUUUUGCCUUUGUAUUACAAAACGUAAUAAUUAUAGCAAACAUGUUUAUUUAUCAGGUGCUUUUGUUUCGGUUUGGAGGAAAUAAAUGUAAAAUAUUGCCACUAA